AUGGCUCGCGGAAGUCGGCAUGCGCUGGGCGCUAUUCUGACGGUUCUGGCUGCAUGCGGCGCCAUGUGCGGAUCUUUCGUGCAAGGUGGACCUAUCGUGGGCCAGUCAUGCUCCCCCGCAGCUGUCCGCAUCAAGGACGUGGGCCGGCGAGCAUCGGAUGGCGACCGCGGCGACGUCAGCAGCCGGCGUAAAGUGAUCUUUGAUUCGCUUUCAAAACGGUCACCUUCCACAGCAGCUGUAGCAAUCAUGACCCUCUUGAUCGCCUACAUCCUCACACGGGAGGAGAAGGCGAGAAAGGGCAAAAUCUGUGUGCGCAGCAAGCAGUACAUUGACGACUACAUGGCAGAUCCCGCGAAGGUUGAGCGCCUCGCUGCCAAAGGUGUGCCCUACGAUCAAAUGAGGGCCUAUCUGCAGGAUCCCAACUGCGUGGACGCCUCUGACUAUGUUAAGAACCUCCUGACUGCCCGCUCCUUCUGGGAAGCUGGUGAGGAAUACCGCGUGGGCUAG
Messenger RNA from Symbiodinium natans, 507 nucleotides. NCBI's taxonomy places the organism in Eukaryota, Dinophyceae, Suessiales, Symbiodiniaceae. The record is from the annotation of a GenBank genome assembly.